Messenger RNA from Cucurbitaria berberidis CBS 394.84, 2523 nucleotides. Its product is annotated as Rho-GTPase-activating protein 8. Bases 1 to 2523 code for a protein of 840 amino acids. The transcript has 5 exons. Gene Ontology annotation, cellular component: division septum; plasma membrane; cytoplasm. Lineage: Eukaryota; Fungi; Ascomycota; Dothideomycetes; Pleosporales; Cucurbitariaceae. The record is from RefSeq and is a predicted model, not a curated record. Gene Ontology annotation, biological process: small GTPase-mediated signal transduction; cytoskeleton organization. Gene Ontology annotation, molecular function: GTPase activator activity.
AUGUCUACGGGUUUCGCUGCGUCCUUCUGGUCCAGCGACUAUGCGGGAGGCCUAGGCGUGCUUUUCGGAAAGCUCCAGCAGGGAGUGCAGGAGAACCAGCAGAUUCUCACUGUUGCCCGCAUGCGAGCUGAUGCCGAAGACUUGUACGGCAACAGCUUGUCGGGGAUACCCUCAGCCACCGAGCGCAUAACAGGAGGCUUCAACAGAGAUGAGGGCGCAAGCGUCCGGAAGGCAUACGAGGGCGUGCGCACCGAGAUGGAGGCCGCUGCCUCGAACCACAAGAAGAUCGCAUCCAACAUUCGGGAGCUCGUUGUGAACCCAUUCGGUCGCUGGUGUGAGGCGCAUGCUGCUCGCGUCCAGAACUCGCAAGAUGAUCUGCAAUCGCGCAUCAAGAUCCACGACCGACAAGCUGACGCUGUACGCAAGUUCCGCUCGCAGUACUACAACAAGUGCAGAUUGGUAGAAGACUUGGAAGAAGAGGACAAGCUGGCCUUCCAGGACCCACAGAGCGAGGCAGCGCAAAGCCCCAAGGCGAAAGUCCCUACCAUCAAAAUGACUGAGCCCGAGGACACGGACGAUGAGCCCAUCGACUUUGGCGACGAAACCUAUCAGCCUGACCAGGUCAAGAAGAUCCUGUCGCACAUGUUGGACAACAUCAAGGUUGGAGAGGUCAAGGUCCCAAUCAUCGGAACCUACCAGAACUGCUCGAGCGGCUCCGACAUCACCGAGUACAUCCAGAAGCACAUGGCAGCUACCAGCGUAAGCUACGCUGAGCGAAUUGGGCAGGACCUGGUCGGCCACGGCUUCUUGCGAUUGAUCGGCAACGUCGGCAACACGUUUGCAAACAGCUCCAGGAUGAACUACCAGUGGAAGACCAAGGCAUUCCAGCUCACUGGAUUGCCUGAGAAGAAGCAGCCUUUGACUCGCUCAUCUACCGCCAUGUCCAAUUCAUCGUCCGACAACACAGUAGACUCUCCUGUCGGAACUGUGCAAGAGUACCUCCAAGGUUGGAACCCACUCAACAAUCAAUUCCCCAAUGAAACCCCAGCAGAGAGGCUCAGACGCGAAGCCCAUGAAUCUGACGAGCGCUACAAGGCCUCUGUCAAGAAGCUCGACUCUUUACGCUGCAACUUGGAAGAGGCCAUGGUGGAUCAUCUCAAGUUCAUGGAGCGCUGUGAAUUGGACAGGCUAAAGGCCAUCAAGGCCGUCAUCCUGGACUUCUCUGGCGCUAUUAGUAACGUCAUCCCUAGCCUACAAAGCACGGUGGAUAAAAUGAUGCUGUUCCAGGAGACAGUUCAACCUUUGGGCGAUCUUCGAUACAUGCUCGAGAACUACAGGACAGGGCCGUUUGUCCCGAGGGUUUUGACCUAUGAAAAUUACUAUAAUUCAGUGGAUGAACAAACCUUUGGUGUAGAUCUGGAGGCUCGAGCUCGUUCGGACAAGAAGCGCGUCCCCGUCCUCAUCACGACUAUUCUCACAUUCUUGGACAAUCACUAUCCCGAUCUAGAGGGAGACGAGGCUCGUCGUGGUAUAUGGCUCGUUGACGUCCCCUUGGCGCAGACGCACACCCUGAGGACCGAGAUCAACACGGGCAAGAGGUUCUCCGACGAAGUACUUGAGAAGUACGACGUACCCAUCGUUGCUAGCGUCCUCAAAUUGUACCUUUUGGAGCUACCCGAUUCACUCGUCUCAUCGCACGUCUACGAAAUUGUCAAGACCAUCUACAGCACAACUGCCACGGAUGUCUCGGAAGACACACGCGUUUCCGUCCUGCAGUCGACACUAGGUCAACUUCGUCUCGCUAACAUCGCGACACUUGACGCCAUCUGCACCCACUUCACUCGCCUCAUCGAGCUGACUUCAGCUGAUGACGCCUAUGUUACGGCUCUGGCCAACGCACUUGCGCCAUGCAUCCUUCGUCCCAAGCAGGAGUCGAGUCUGACGAUAAAUGAGCGUUACAGCUACCGCCUUGUUCGAGACUUGUUUGCGCACAAAGAUGCGAUUUUUGGAGAAUUGAAGCGUGCUAGCUCACUUACCCACUCAGCAUCGGGCGCUCAGCGUCCGCGCGCCAUCUCGACCGAUGAGAGCAAUCGUCGUGCGAAUAUGGAGGAGCGCCAGCGCGCGAUUGCCGCUCAACGUUCGCCUCGAGCCACGUCGCCUGCACCUGGCCCUCGGGGUACCGGAUCUCACCGCCGCGACAAGAGUCAGACUCGCUUCCCAGUCAAUACUUCGUCACCCACAGAAACGCGAAGAAGCACUGGUAAUCGUGGUUCUCUUGAGGUGCCUGGAAACCCCGAUAGCCCUACUGGUGAGGGAGCCGGCGCAACAACGAAUGGUACCACAGAGUCUUCUGCUCCUGCUGCCCCUGUUGAGCUCUCAACACCGACGAGUACCCGGGUGCCUUUCCCCAGAAAGCCUGCGGGUAGCAUGGCGAGAGGCAACAGGGACUCUACUGGUAGUUUGAGAAGCGAGGAAGCGGCGCCUCGAGGUGUCACGCUUGAGGACAAACCCAUGGAUGAUUAG